This is a messenger RNA of Camellia sinensis, 1254 nucleotides long. The record is from RefSeq and is a predicted model, not a curated record. NCBI's taxonomy places the organism in Eukaryota, Viridiplantae, Streptophyta, Magnoliopsida, Ericales, Theaceae.
AUGAAGAGGUCAACUGCUAUAGGGAGUGGAAGUAGUAACCCUGUUAAGAAAGCAUUUAACAUUGGGGCUCGAGAACGAUUAAAUGACGAGAUAGUUAGAAUGUUUUAUUUAGCAGGCUUGCCAUUUCAUUUGGCAAGAAAUCAUUACUAUGUUAGUGCAUUUACUUUUGCUGCAAAUAACAACAUACAAGGAUAUGUACCGCCUGGGUUGUUAGCCCCUAUUCGAGGCCCAUGGAGAGAGAAGGGUGUGAGUAUAGUCAGUGAUGGAUGGAGUGAUUCCCAACGAAGGCCAUUAAUAAAUUUUAUGGCUGCUACCGGAGGUGGGCCUAUGUUUGUUAAAACGGUUGAUUGUUCAGGGAAAACAAAGGACAAUUAUUUUAUUUCCAACUUGAUGAAGGAAGUAAUCCUGAAGGUUAGGCCUAAAAAUGUGGUUCAAGUCAUUACAGAUAAUGCCCAAAUUAAUGUGGAAAAUAAUUCAGUUGCAUUUGAAGAGUUUAAUUGGAUUAGUGAGAUUGUGGGUGAUGUGAUGAUGAUCAAGAAUUUUAUUUGUAAUCAUUCCAUGAGGUUGGCAAUGUGCAAUGAGUUUGUGAGUUUGAAGCUUCUUUCAGUUGCCGAGACACGCUUUGCUUCUUCCAUUGUCAUGCUUAAGAGGGUCAAGUUGAUAAAGCAAGGUAUCCAAACAAUGGUAACCAGUGACAAAUGGAAUUGUUAUAUGAAUGAUGAUAUUGGUAAGGCCAAGUUUGUGAAUGAUAAGUUGUUGGAUGACUUUUGGUGGAAUCAAGUCGACUACAUACUUUUCUUUGAUGCUCCUAUUUAUGACAUGAUUAGAGUUUGUGACACCGAUAGACCUUCUCUUCACUUUGUUUAUGACAUGUGGGAUACAAUGAUAGAAAAAGUGAAGAUGGUGAUAUAUAAGCAUGAAGGAAAGCUACUAGAAGAAGAGUCUACAUUCUAUAAUGUAGUACAUCAAAUUCUUGUAGACCGGUAUUAUAAUGAUGUGUGGCUUCGUGAGGAUCCAAGCCGAGUUCCCCCACAUAGGGAUGAGGAGGUUUGCCUUGAGAGAAAAAAGUGCUUGAAAAGGUUCUUUGAUGAUCCAAUGGAGCGCACUAGAGCAAAUUUGGAGUAUGCCAAGUUCUUAACCAAAGAGGGGCCAUCUGCUGACAUUGAUCCAUUGGAGAUAGAUGUGAUAUGGAUCCUCAUAAUUGGUGGGUUGUUCAUGGUGCAUUUGCACAUACUCUUCAAUCUUUGGCUUUAA